Drosophila nasuta is the source of this 921-nucleotide messenger RNA. It is a transcript of the gene Trx2, whose product is annotated as Thioredoxin 2. Bases 131 to 451 code for a protein of 106 amino acids. The transcript is spliced from 3 exons. NCBI's taxonomy places the organism in Eukaryota, Metazoa, Arthropoda, Insecta, Diptera, Drosophilidae. Gene Ontology annotation, molecular function: protein-disulfide reductase activity. The record is from RefSeq and is a predicted model, not a curated record.
GACAUUGGCAUUCAUUACGCUAAAAUCCCACGAGUCGACUGCGUGUGCUGUGAAGCAGUGUGAUAAUUAAGCAAAAUUAAUAAGUUUUACCGGUUGUAUUUCAUAUAUCCCUAAAAAAACAAUCAGCAAAAUGGUGCACAUUGUGAAGGACGAAAAUGAUUUCAAGACUCAGCUGACGAAUGCAGGCGACAAACUGGUCGUUGUUGAUUUCUUUGCCACCUGGUGUGGACCCUGCAAGAUGAUCGCUCCCAAGCUGGAAGAACUCGCCCAACAAUAUACUGGCAAGAUUGUUGUACUCAAGGUUGAUGUUGACGACUGUGAAGCUAUUGCCAUGGAAUACGAAGUGUCCAGCAUGCCCACGUUCCUGUUCUUGAAGAACUCUAAGAAGAUUGAACAGUUUGCCGGAGCUAAUGCCAACAGACUGGCCGAAACUAUUGCGCAGCACCUUUAAGCCACGCCUGAAAUGCCUGUUAAUGGAUUGUCUGCAACAAAUAAACAAACAAUAAGUUCAGGAAUAACACUAAAAGACAAUUCACUUAACGUAUUCUAAACUUUUCUUUACGAAAAUGUAGCUAAUUAUUAUGUAUUCCAUAAGUGCAACGUUUGCCAGUGACGUGUCCAGCACAUGCAUGCCUCAAUCAUUGAAAAUCUAAUUGAAUCCCUUUUGCACCAUGGUUUCCACCCACCCAAGAUUUAGAGCAUUAUUUGGAACAAGUACAUUAAAUUGUUUAUUGUGUUCAACACUGUAGCGCAGGAGGUGGCUUUUAAUGUAAUUGCAAUUAACGCAAAGUUCGCUUUAUUAAUUGAAAAAUAUUUAAUAAUUUAAUACCUUUUGUAACGCGAAACACAUUGUAAAGAACAACAACAUUGUCAACACAAACAGCAAACCGAAGCAAAUUAAAUAAAUAAAUGUGAAAAACA